Alligator mississippiensis (American alligator) is the source of this 3513-nucleotide messenger RNA. Its product is annotated as voltage-dependent calcium channel gamma-8 subunit. Gene Ontology annotation, cellular component: postsynaptic density membrane; AMPA glutamate receptor complex. The coding region runs from base 2072 to 3148 and encodes 358 amino acids. Gene Ontology annotation, molecular function: voltage-gated calcium channel activity; channel regulator activity. Gene Ontology annotation, biological process: positive regulation of synaptic transmission, glutamatergic; transmission of nerve impulse; regulation of AMPA receptor activity. The transcript is spliced from 5 exons. The record is from RefSeq and is a predicted model, not a curated record. Lineage: Eukaryota; Metazoa; Chordata; Crocodylia; Alligatoridae.
GCCUGGGACCCACAUAUGGAGCAUGCAUACAUGAUGCACAUGCAAGAUGUGUGUACACUGUGGAUGCAAGAGAUGCAUGCAAUGCACAGAGGAUGCACACACCCAAACCUGUGGCAAAAUGCAUGCUUCUGACCUGCACACACCGCCUUCAUGAUGUGCCCACUCUGGCUACAGAACACAUGGUGUGCACAUAUUUUGCCCAGGUGCAAUAAUACACAAGCGGUGUACAUGGGAGGCAUAGAGUACCCUCCCCCUCAACAUGCACCGAGCAAUGUUGCAUACACUAGAGUGCAGAAUCAGGCACAUGUGAUGUGCACAGGCCAUGCACAUGGGAAACACACAGACCUACAUAAGAGUCCUAGCUUCCUAGAUUCUCAGGCCAGAAGCAAAUCUAGUUGAGACAUCCUGUAAAGCUCGGACCAUAGGACUCUCCCCAUGGCCACUGGCUUGUGCACUGUGUGCAUGUACACAUACCAUGUGUGUAUCCUGCAUGCCCAUUGCACUUCCCCACAUUACAUGGGUGCUUAAUAUGUGACAUGAACUCAGCAGGUAGGCACCAUGCAUGCACAACCCGUGUGCAUUGUUUUGAUGCACCAAGCUUUUGUGUCACCCAUAAGUGUGACACAUGGGAUGUGUGUGCAUGGGGGCUUACUGGGCAGGGGCUCUAUGUGUGCAGCAUGGGAAUUAUCUCUGUUUGUGAGAUGUCCAAGUUACAUGUGUGCAACAUGCCUGUUUUGCAUAUGCAGCACAUGUGAAUUGCUUCCAUGCCCUAUACAUCUGUGCCUCAUACAUGUGCUUUUGGAAGCAUUUCCAGGCUGGCCUUACUAUGAUGCAGCAGCUCAGUCUGCCCCCAGUCAUGGCCAGACAGGCUGGCCAUGCUUGUGUGGUGAGACCCACUGACCUGUACAGUAGGUUUCUUCCCCAUCACACUGGCAGCAUGAUCCAUAUCCUGCACACACAUGGCACACAUGGGUGACAUCUGCAGCAUGCACAGGUGUGUCACAUGUGCACACAUAUGGGAGACAUGCAAGUGCCCUGUCCACAGAGUGCACUACACAGCACAGAUAGGCACACGUGGCUGCCUGCCUCACCCCCCUCCCUUGUAUGUAUGUAUGUCUGUAUGUAUGUAUGUAUCUAUCCCCUCCUCCACUCCUCCUCAUACCCCUUUCCAUCCUCUAUACGCCUUUUCUUCACCCAAUUUUCCCCAACCUGUCCCCUUCCUGUCCCUGCUCCUCAUCACCUUUCUUCUUUCCCCCAUCUCCUACCCUAUAGCCUCCCCCUUUCUCUAUUGCCUUUCCCCUCCCCCACCCCUCCCACUCCCCAUCCCCUCUCCCUGCUUGGCUCCCCCCUCCCCUCUCCUCCGUUACUUUUCCGACUCACCCAGUGGUUUCUCCCAAUGACAUAAUAACAGGAUGCUCAGAGCCCGCGACUCCUUUUCUGCAAAAUAACCCUUCUUCAUAGAAACGCCAUUUAACAGAAUCUUCUAGGGCACAGACCAGGACACAAGACCUGCAUGGCAGGGCACUGUCAGGCCUGGACCCCCACCUGGCCUAACCGCACAGGAUCCGCCCCCCCCCUCCAUUUGAUUUGACUUGGGGAGAUUUUUUUAUGGUAGAGGACCCUCGCUUGGAGAAGAACAGCAGGGAAACCAGUCCUCUGCCACUACACUGGCCCACGCUGAGUGUCUCCAUCCAUGGAAUUGCCCCAGGGGCUGGUAACACAUGAGUCACUACCCCCGAGGUCCCAGCUAAGAAGCAGGUGCUGAGGACAAAAAAGGAGACACCAGCUAGGGGGCGAAGGAAGGAAAGAAAGAGAGAAUCCCAGCUCUGGGCAGGCAGCGAAGUCUUGUGGUUAGCAGAGCGGAGGAACCUGGGAGCCAGAACUCCUGGGGUCUGCCCCAGAGCUGGGAGAGAAGCAGGGCCUAGUAGGUUAGAGCAGGGGGGAGCUAGGAGCCAGGACUCCUGGGUUCUAUCCCAGCUCUGUAGAAAACCCCCUCUGUCUCCUGCUGUGGCUCGUGCCCCCCAUUACUUCUGCCAAGCUGGAGUCCCUGAAGCGCUGGAAUGAGGAGAGAAUGGUGUGGUGCGAGAAGGGGGUCCAGAUCCUUCUGACCACCGUGGGGGCCUUUGCAGCCUUUGGCCUUAUGACCAUUGCCAUCGGCACUGAUUACUGGCUCUAUGCCCGCGCCUUCAUCUGCAACACCACCAACAUCUCCAGUGAGGAGACCCAGCACAAGGACAAGAAGGACCCAGGUGGCUUGACGCACUCCGGGCUCUGGAGGAUAUGCUGCCUCGAAGGUCUGAAGAGGGGAGUGUGCCUGAAAAUUAAUCACUUCCCAGAAGACACGGAUUAUGAUCAUGACAGUGCAGAGUACCUCCUACGUGUGGUUCGUGCCUCCAGCAUCUUCCCCAUCCUCAGUGCCAUCCUGCUGCUGCUGGGAGGGUUCUGCGUGGCUGCCAGUCGUGUCUACAAGUCCAAGCGCAACAUCAUCCUCGGGGCUGGGAUCCUGUUUGUUGCAGCAGGCCUCAGCAACAUCAUCGGGGUGAUAGUGUACAUCUCGGCCAACGCUGGUGACCCAGGCACAAAGCGUGAUGAGGAUAAGAAGAGCCACUACUCCUAUGGCUGGUCCUUCUACUUUGGAGGCCUGUCCUUCAUCCUGGCUGAGAUGAUCGGCGUUCUGGCUGUCAACAUCUACAUUGAGAAGAACCGUGAGGCCCACUGCAAGAGCCGGACCGAGCUGCUGAAGAACCCAUCCUCCUCCUCCUCGGCGGCCAUCUUGCGCCUGCCCAGCUACCGCUUCCGCUACCGCCGCCGUUCCCGCUCCAGCUCUCGCUCCACUGAGCCAUCACAGUCGCGGGACACCUCGCCUGUGGGCCUUAAGGGCUUCCCCUCCACCGACAUCUCCAUGUACACGCUCUCGCGGGACCCAUCCAAGGCCAACGUGAGCAGCCUCUAUGGAGGCGAGAGGGAAGCUUCUGCAGGGGCCAGUGGGGCUGGCAGUGGGUUCCUUCAGCUCCACAACACCUUCCCCAAGGACCCCGGCGUGACGGUGACGGUGACAGGUCCUGGUGUGGCUGGCGCCACUGGCACCCUGGGGAAGGAUGCCUCCUCCAACACCAACACGCUCAACAGGAAGACCACGCCGGUGUAGGGAAUGCGGCAGGGAGGCUGGGGGGUGGGGUGGGGAUGUGGGCACAGGGAUGUGGCUGCCAUGAUGAGCCACAGCAAGGGUGGCACAGGAGGUCAUUAGCCAAUAGAGCAUCUCUUCAGGCGUCUUUCCAGCCCCACUUCCUCUUUCCUUCAUUUGUUCUUCCUUCUUCUGCCUUUCUGCUUCUGCCCUUGGCUCCUGGCCUGCCUUCUUUCAUCAGUGCUCAUUUUUCGUUCUUUCACUCUCUCUUUCUGUGGAGAAUCGACCAUGUCCCUCUUUUCCUGCUGGCAGGAAGUUUCUUCUACCCAUUCUCAUAUCUCAGGGGAAAGGUGGCGUAGGGAGUGAGCCCUGGGAGGGGAGGGAGAACA